UGUUGUUAGAGCUUAUGGUUGGAGAUUGCAAGUAGGAUGAGCUGUUUGUGGUUCCUGCUGUUCUGCAGUUUGGCUGCAUCAAGACACUCUCUUGCAGCCCAAGGAUCACAACCCAGUCAGGUACACCUGAAGAACAACCACAAAGAUCCAAGGAUUCGUUCUAGAAAUUAUUGUGAUCCUACAUACAACCACACUGGAGGGAAUAUACAGGACUGUGACCCUGGACAGUACAGGGAGAGACGGGGACCGUACAGAGGACAAUGUGUCCCCUGUAAUUGCAAUGGUCUCUCCCAUCAGUGUGAUCAAAACUCAGGGAAAUGCUUGAACUGCCAGUCCAACACAGCAGGAGAUCACUGUGAGCGCUGUGCUGAGGGACACUAUGGCAGCGCUGCUCUCAGGACCUGUCGAGUGUGUCCAUGUCCCUUUUCACAGCUGUCUCACAGUUUUGCCAUUGGGUGUCUGGAUGUUGGAGAUCAUUUUGAAUGCCUGUGUAAGACUGGUUAUUCUGGAACCCACUGUGAAAGGUGUGCCAUUGGUUAUUAUGGUGAUCCACUCGCAGAUGGAGGAAGCUGUCAGCUUUGUGACUGUGAUUACGGUGACAUCUGUGACUCCAUUACAGGCCAAUGCGAAUCUCCAGAUGAUGCAAAUAAUGGUGACUGCCAAGAGUGCGAUAGUUGCUUUGUGACAUUAAUAGAUGACUUAGAGGCAAUGGAUGAUGAGUUCUCGAUCCUCAAGGCCCAAGUCAAGUCUUACAGAAACAUCUCCAUAAAUCUUACUGCCCUGAGAAAACUAGAACAUCACAUUACUGCUACAAAGGUAUUAGUAAAGAAUUACAGAGAAUCUGUUCAAGUUCUAAAGCAGGAGGUGAACAAACUUGAGGCAGACAUGGAUGGUAUCAGAAAAGACAAAAUUGAACUAAAGAUUAAGGCAGAUCAAAUUUCUUUAAACAGUCAGCAUUUAUUAAAGGAUGUGAACAAAAACCACCAAAAGGGCCAAAACCUGCUGACUAAUAUUGAAGAAGUUUUGAAUAGAAUACAAGGAUUCCUGGAACAGCUGAAGAUUUUGAACGGGAUUGAGCCUAGUCUGUCUGGCAAGGUGUUGAUUGGCAUGUUGACGGAGGCACAAUGGAUGGUGGAACAAAUGCAAAAACAAAAUUGUACGGUGCAGAGGAGGUUGGCUGAAUAUGAGCUCUGGGAAGCACGAAAACUCUUAGAUAACAUCAUGAACAAUCUAACAAGUCCUCUGGAAAGUGCCCGUGAUACUGCUGAAAAAAUGGCCCAGGUCCUGAGGUCCACGAACUUUGGGCUUAAAGAGCUAGAGGAAGCACUAAAGCAAGCAGAAACAUCUGUAAACAAAACAAUUAUCAUAAAUGAUGGCAGUGAAGAAGUUUUGUCUGAUAUUAGGAAUCAUCACAUGAGGUUUGAGAACAAGCAAGAUGACAUCUUGUCUGAUCUAGCAAUGAUUAGAGGAACACUGAGAGGCAUAGAGGCUCUUCAGAGCAUGAUGAACAACCUAAAAAAUGACUAUGCCAAACUUGCAGCUGAAAUGGAUGGAGCAAAAUCACAACUGAAUCAGAGACUUGAUGAGCUUUCUAAAGCCACAGCCAUGGAUGGUCUGGUCAGAAAAGCAGAGGAUCAUGUACAGGAGCUCAUGGAUCUUGCAAUGUAUUUUCAAAUGUCUCUUCUAAAUUUCAUCAACACUUCAACUGUUCAUAAAGCAGUAGAUAUGAUCAAAGCUUUUGGAGACAUUGUUAAAGCUAUCAAAGAAGCAGAGGAAGCAGCUAACAAAGCCAAUAAAGCAGCAGAUCAUGCCGUAGUGGAUGAAAAAGCACAAGGCUCCAUCAAAAAGGCAAAAGAACUAAAGAAUUCGGCGAACAGUCUAGAUGACAAUGCUAAGGAAGCAGAAAAUAAUUUAAAAGAUAUUGCACAAAAAUAUGAUACCGUUCAAAAUCUCCUGGAUAAGGCAAAGGGCAAAAAAAAGGAUAUGCAAAAAGAUAUCCAAACUCUCAAGAAUGAACUAGACUUAAUCAACCGAGAUCAUAUUGGUGCCCUUCUGAAACAAGCUAAGGAUGCUGUCCAGGCUGCCAACAAAGCAGCCAACAAUGACACAGCAUGUUUAAGAACCAUUAGUGAAGAGUUGGACAAGAUCAAAAUACCAGCUGGGGAAUCAAAUGUGGAUAACAUACUCAAUGGCAUCAACAAAACAUUGGAUACACUGAACAAAUUCUUUCCCAACCUUACUGAUACACUGGCUGAAGUGGAGAAUCAGUGGACUGAGAUGCCCAGCAGAGCUAAUAUGACUGAUAACAUUAUGAGAAUCAAAGACAUCAUUGAGAGAACCAGAGAAUUAGCCAACACAAUUAGAGGACCAAUCUUAUUCUCUGGUGAAAGCCACAUAGAGCUGCGCCCUCCUAAAAACCUAAUUGAUCUACAAGCCUUCACUGCCAUGGACCUGAUGCUCCACCGGCCUAAAGACAAGUCUUCUGCUGGGGAAUAUGGAGAGGAAGAAAAUCUGUUCGUCCUCUACCUAGGAAACAAAAAUACGAAGAGAGACUUUAUAGGCAUGGUGGUCAUAGAUGGUGUCCUAUACUGCGUGUACAAACUGGGUGGCACAACCUACAAAAUUAAGACUGAAAAAAUUACUCAAUCCAGCAUUACAAGCUCCUUUAUGGAUAGAGUGGACUUCCAUAGAGUUUACCAAGAUGCAGAAGUCAUCUACACCAGGCAUUACACCUCAACUGACCCCAGAAAGCUGCCAAAAAUCACAAAUCAACCAAAUACAACUGUAAACUUGCUGGAUCUUGGGAGUGAUGAUGUUGUUUUCUAUGUGGGAGGCUAUCCAGAUGACUUCACUCCACCACUAGAACUCCUUUAUCCCAAAUUUAAGGGGUGCAUUGAGUUUAACACAUUAAAUGAACACAUCCUCAGCCUAUACAACUUUCAGCAUGCUGUCAACAUAAGAAAUACAGACCGAUGUCUAAGAGGUGAGACCCGAGAGGUGACAAAGUACUUCGAUGGUACAGGCUAUGGUAAGAUCGAUGUGGUCAGCAGUAGAUCUGUCAGGUUCUUUGUUUCAACUCGACAACAGAAUGCCUUGCUGCUUUUUAUGGGCAAUGAGAAAUCUCAUUUCACUAUUACUGUUGAACGAGGCUAUGUUGUUCUACGGAUCACAGAGAAUGGCGAAACACAAAUUGAAAGGAGUACGGUAAAAGUUUUUCCUGUGGUCUAUUUCCAAAACAUCAAAAUCCUUCAGUCACCCAACAAAUUUGAGAUGAAAGUUGUUGCUUAUUCAGUUAAUAUUAGGGUCAACUACAAGGUCUAUACACAAGCAUUUAUAGGAGGAAUCCCAGCAGUGAUCGCAGAGAGACUAAAUAUUAACCACCCGGCAUUAAGAGGCUGUCUUAAAGGGCUUGAGGUGGAUGUUGCCAUUAAAUUCUCAGUUGCAAUUGGAAUUCAUCCUGGUUGUCCACUGGCUUUACUGGGUGUACAUGAAGUUACUCUGGAAACAGGAAGUUCCCUCAUUCUUAUUGCUAACAGUACACUGCCAAGUUCAGACACAAUGGUUUCACUGGGCUUCAAAUCCACACAGAGCAGUGGGGUCUUACUGCAGACUGGGGGUGAGGACAAUGGAUUUGAACUGUCUCUGGUUAAUGGACAUGUUGAGAUGAAAGACAGUACAACAAGUUUAAAAUCCAAAAACAGAUACGAUGAGGGACAUUGGCACUACGUGACAGCUUUUAGAAACACUACAGGAAUGAAGCUAAAUGUUGACAAUUUGGACAGAGGUGAUGUGCAGACAAUGUCAACAGGCCCUAUGGUCCAUAACACAGAUGUGAUAUUAGGAAAAGAGACAUUCAAUGGCUGCAUCAGGAACUUUUAUAUGAGGAGAAUGGAAAAUAGAUACAUUCCAAUUGAUCUGAGCAAUUUCACUCAAACGGGAUUAGUGGAUUUUGGGUCGUGUAACACUCAGCAGCAGCCUAUGUCCAUCAUGGCAAGAAGCAGAUUAAGAAGAAGAUGGCAUGUUAAUUCCAACAUCAGAAAGAAAUACUGUAGUGAGCAAGUUGGUCACACCCUGGCCUACCAUCUCAAUGCACACAGUCAAAUCCAGCACAUCAUAUCUCAAGAAGAACUUAAUUAUAGGCCUCAUAUUUUCCUGGACGUGCGUACGAGGUCUGCCAGUGGCCUGCUGCUCCACAUCACAGAUAAUCAUGGUUUUGCUCGUAUCAUACUCUUCAUAAGCGAGGGCAGAGUCACACUCUUUGUUGGAGAUGGAACACUAAUCUCCUAUCAAAAGAAGAUUAAUAACGGUGCCUGGCACAAUAUCAGAUUUAGCUUUGAGCAGCACAUCGCACAUUUGGUGGUGGAUGGCGUUCACGUUCCAGAUGGAAAGCUGCAGAAAGAUGAAGGGAUCUCACUGGAUCUUCAACCCCCUGUUUACUUUGGAGCUGGAAGGAUUCAAUUAACAACUGGCGCACAGAGCCUACAUUUUCCUCAGGAGAGUGUGAUAGGGUGCAUCCGGAACAUCAAGUUUAAUGAUGUUCUUAUUGGAGAGCCAGCUGUCAAUCAUGGAGGAACUCCCUGUUUUGAUGGGGUGGUUGAGAAAGGGACAUACUUUGCUGGAGAUGGCUCUCACAUCAUUUUAGAGAAACAUUUUAUGUUGGGUGCUGUGUUUAAUUUAACUUUCGAAGUACGUCCCAGGAACAUGACUGGCUUACUUUUCCACUGUAGAGGUCACCGAGGUCACAGCCUCAGUGUAUUCCUGAAGAAAGGCACAAUGGUGGUCCAGCUGAAUGAUGGAGGAGGGGACUACAGCGCCUCUGUGACCCCUUCUCUGCCCCUCUGUGCGGAAUCCUUCCAUCGUGUGACAGUGACCAAAAAAGGAAAUGUCAUCAAGCUAAAGAUGGGACGCAAUUCCAACAGUGCCGUGGGGUCUUAUGUGUAUUCCCCUUCCAAGACUCGCCGCACACUUUACAUUGGAGGCAUACCAGAGAGCAAGAGGAAGAUAUUGCCUGUGUGGAGCUCCUACGUGGGAUGUUUGAGAAAUGUGCAAAUAAACCAGGCUGCUCUUUCAUUUCAGUCUGUUAGCAGUGUAUUCGGUUCUGUCAACAUCAGUGAAUGUCCAGCACAGUAGUUUAAAGCCUGUUUAUAUUAGUUAUGUAUGUCUGGUCCAUUUUUUUAUUAUUAUUUGAUUAUGUCUUAAGUGCAGAUUUUGUAUGUCAAAGUGUAAAUAUAUUGUGAGCAAGAAUUCUGGCAGGAGCACAGGAGUGUCUUAAUCAUUGCAGCAGCACUUGGGUACAAAUACACUAAAUGGUUGAUAUCCAUUUGGGUUUUUAGACGUAACUUACACCAGUAUAAUGACAAUGGCUAAGUAAUUUUUCAAGUAGUGUAAAGAGUGCUCACCAAAUCCUGCCAGUGUUCUCUUUAAUGAAAUCAUUUUCAAGUAAUGGUUUAAUAAUUGUAGAGU
This is a messenger RNA of Clarias gariepinus (North African catfish), 5463 nucleotides long. RefSeq names its product laminin, alpha 3 (gene lama3). The record is from RefSeq and is a predicted model, not a curated record. Bases 37 to 5130 code for a protein of 1697 amino acids. Gene Ontology annotation, biological process: cell adhesion; regulation of cell adhesion; regulation of cell migration. Gene Ontology annotation, molecular function: signaling receptor binding. The transcript has 38 exons. NCBI's taxonomy places the organism in Eukaryota, Metazoa, Chordata, Actinopteri, Siluriformes, Clariidae.